Messenger RNA from Lasiosphaeria miniovina, 1706 nucleotides. Its product is annotated as amidase signature domain-containing protein. NCBI's taxonomy places the organism in Eukaryota, Fungi, Ascomycota, Sordariomycetes, Sordariales, Lasiosphaeriaceae. The transcript has 7 exons. Bases 348 to 1706 code for a protein of 452 amino acids. The record is from RefSeq and is a predicted model, not a curated record. Gene Ontology annotation, molecular function: catalytic activity.
CUGUGCUUUAGGGAGGAGAGGACCAAAUAUCUCCAAGGCUCGGGCACUGGCAUAGCCCGGGCAGGUCUACUGUCCGAAGCUACGAACCAGUCCUACACACCGCUAGUUUGACAAAAACACCAGCUGCCAAAUUUCCCCGUCUUUUUGCCCACUUCUCCGGCUAUAAUGCGCCAAAGUGAAUAUCGGCCUAUCUAUCAAGCGUCGUGUUCUCUAAAUGAAUAAACUAAUAGUUGCUAGAACUUACUCAUUUUGUUUCCUUUAUUGGGCGCUUCUUCAACCCAACGACUUUUAUAUACCCUACUCACUUCUCUGCCUGAAACCAUCCGUCCAGAACCAACAGACCAGUAAUGCAGCUGCCAGCAAAACUGUGGUCGCUGACGGCCACCGAGGUCCUGACCUUGACAGAAAGGGACCUGGUCAGUGUCGAGGACUAUGCGAAGGCCCUAUUGAGCCAUGCCGGGUCGAGAGACGGCGUGGUAGAAGCAUGGCAGUACUUGGAUCCUGACCUUGUUCUGAGCCAGGCUCGCGCUCUAGACCGUGUUCCGCGCGACCAGAGGGGUCAGCUUCACGGAGUAGCUAUCGCCGUCAAGGACAUAAUGGACACCAAAGACAUGCCAACCGAAUACGGCUCUGCUCUCUACUGGGGCAAUCGGCCAAGUGCCGACGCGUCACUUGUUGAGAUACUCCGGAGGGCCGGAGCCCUGAUAGUCGGCAAGACCACCACGACGGAGUUCACAGUGCUCAACUCCGGCCCUAGCACCACCAACCCGAAUGACCUAAACCGCACGCUAGGCGGGUCCUCUGCCGGGUACGCGGCCGCCGUGGUAGACGUCCACGUCCCUCUCAGCUUGGGAACGCAAACGGGCGGCAGCGUCAUCCGUCCGGCUUCUUACAUAGGCACCUACGCUAUGAAGCCAACAUAUAACACGGUGUUCGGCGGUGGCAUCAAGGUCGCCUCCCUCGAGUUCGACACCAUUGGAUACUUUGCCCGCAGCAUCGACGACCUCAAGCUCGUCACCGAGGUCAUCAGUGUCACUGCAGAGGAACCCGUCGAGGAGGCAGCAUUGAACCAGGUCAAAAUAGGUUUCGUCAAGUCACCGUUUUGGCCGUCUGCGGGGCCCGGCACCGUCGCAGCCAUGGCCAAGGCUGCCGAGAUUCUCCACCGCCACGGUGUCGCCGUCGUCGAGGACGUCGAGUUCCCCGACGCGUUCAGCGACGCCACGACCCUGGCCAGGAUGUUUGGCGUAGUCUUUGCCGCCGACGCGGCGACUAAGCUGGACCCGCGCAUCCGCGCUUUCGUCGACGACGCUCCGAAAAACUCCCGCUCUGACGUGCAGCAGGCGUUCGACUACUACGCAGCCCUGCGCCCCGUGCUCGACGAGAUUGCAGGGAGAUAUUCGGCUCUUAUGACUCCGAGCGCGAUUGACGAGGCGCCCUUGGGGCUGGGCGACAUGGGCAGCCCUGCUUUCAACUCGGUGUGGAAGGCCGCGCACAUGCCGGUAAUCCACGUGCCCGCUUUCGUGGGACCCAACGGUAUGCCCGUCGGCCUGUCUCUCGUAGCCCGCCGGUAUGAUGACCAGCUUUACGGUGCGCCUCUCGCCGCUGCCGCCGGGCACGCAAUACGGCCGCCACCACCGGGCCUCGACCUCCUUGUCGGGAUCACGGAAACCGAAGUCCAAGAAGGCGAACAAGAUGCGCCGCGCUAA